Molecule: messenger RNA, 531 nt
Organism: Pseudomassariella vexata
Lineage: Eukaryota; Fungi; Ascomycota; Sordariomycetes; Amphisphaeriales; Pseudomassariaceae
Product: small secreted protein
Exons: 1
Coding region: 1-531 (176 amino acids)
Source: RefSeq, a predicted model, not a curated record
AUGCGCUUCACCGCCGUCAUUGUGGCAGCCGUGCUGCCCUUCGACGUCAUGGCCGCCCCCGCCCCCGAUGACAAAGCCAUUGAGUUCUCCCAAGAAGGUUUCGAUACCGACGUCCCGGACGUGGUCCCCGCGGACUAUGACUCCAACGCCGAGGUAGUCAACAUGAUGGCCGACUGCUCCGAGUGGACGAUCCGCCACCUCAAGCGCACCUGCAACCGACACGAUACUUCUUGCUGCUGGGACUUCGCCAUCGAUACGGGCCACCACGACAAGACGCACUGCAGCUUCACCAUCGAGGGCCACCACGCUUCGCGUACUGAUAUCAGCGGAGUCGACUGUGGACCGUUCACAGUGUCGGCUGGCUGGAGUGGCCAGUUCGGCGAGGACAAUGGGUUUUACGUCCUGUCGGUUGUAGAUUAUGAGGAGAAGCUCAUUGUUUGGCCUGGAUACACUGAUGAGGAGCUUGGUUGCAAUGGAAAGGUCGUUCGACCUAACAAAAGCUAUGCCCCUGCUCGCAUUCCUGGCUACUAA